This is a messenger RNA of Temnothorax curvispinosus, 751 nucleotides long. Its product is annotated as protein FAM107B. Lineage: Eukaryota; Metazoa; Arthropoda; Insecta; Hymenoptera; Formicidae. The transcript is spliced from 4 exons. The annotation marks the transcript as partial. The record is from RefSeq and is a predicted model, not a curated record.
AUUCUUAGAAUCUCUUUCCGUAACGUUAACUGUAACUAUAAACCGCCGUUAAUCAAGUCUACGUAUGUGUUUCAGGUGAUUACUAACGGUCUCAAGUGCGACUCGGACGACGUCGACGGUUUGACAAACGGAAGAAAAAUGGCACCGGUUCUGGGCGUACCGCCUCCGCCACCACCGGCUCCUCACAUGGGACCAGACGGCCUGAUCUUGCCGAGAAAACCAUACAAUCCUUGCCUUAUCUCCACUAAUCAUAAGGAUCUUCACAGGGAGUUACUUUUCAAUCAGAAAAUUGGCAAGAACGUCUUGAACCAGAAGAGCGAGCUGCAACGUGCCCUGGAGAAGCAAAGGGAAGCCGCGUCGAGAAGAGAGGCUGAGAGGAUCCGUGAGGAAAGUUACAAGGACGAUCCCAGGACUGCCUUGCAAAGGGCGAUCGAGCAGAGAGCGAGACACAUUCAACUGACGCAGGGGCAAUCGCGGUCGAUGACGGAGCCGCCGAGCAACCUCCUGAUAACAGCGAGGGCGAAGCUGAGGCCCCGCACCGAGUCCCAGUGAAGCCGGUGAAGAUCGAAGGUCGCGCAACCCGCGAAGCGAUGUCGCGCCCGGGGUGAAGAGAACGAUCCGCUCGGGCGGCUCAUAAUUUCACCCUUGGCCACCUUAUCGAUUGCAAUCAGUGUACAUACGCAUAACCCGAUAAGAUUUCCUUGGCACGAACAUUUAUUAGCGGCGUCACUUGGCGCGUCGAGAGGCGUGU